Molecule: messenger RNA, 987 nt
Organism: Fonsecaea erecta
Lineage: Eukaryota; Fungi; Ascomycota; Eurotiomycetes; Chaetothyriales; Herpotrichiellaceae
Exons: 2
Coding region: 1-987 (328 amino acids)
Molecular function (GO): oxidoreductase activity, acting on the CH-OH group of donors, NAD or NADP as acceptor
Source: RefSeq, a predicted model, not a curated record
AUGAAGGUCUUGCUCACUGGAGGCAGCGGGUUUCUAGCUGUUCAUUGCUUAGAUGCGCUGCUCAAACGAGGGCACAACGUAGUUGUCACUGUCCGUUCGGACGAAAAGGGACACUACCUUCAAGAAUUGUUCAAGGGCAAACCAGUGUCAUACACGAUCGUCAGAGAUAUUGCGGUGGACGGCGCCUUUGACGAGGCUGUCAAGGCUGACCCGCCCUUUGAAGCUGUGGUGCACACUGCCAGCCCUUUUCAUUUCAACGUCACCGACAACAAGAGAGACCUGCUGGAUCCCGCCAUCAAUGGAACGAGAGGAAUUUUAAAGGCCAUCCACCAGUCAGCAAGGUCUGUCAAGCAUGUGGUGAUCACGUCAUCCUUCGCUGCCUUGUCGAAUUAUCGCAACCCACCUGCUGUGUACAAUGAAGAGAUCUGGAAUGAUAUGACCAUGGAAGAAGCUCUGGCGGCGCCGAACCCACAGGCAGCCUAUAGAGCGAGCAAGAAGUUCGCCGAAAAGGCUGCCUGGGACUUCGUGGAGACGGAGAAGCCCAGCUUCACCCUGACGACUCUCUGUCCCCCCAUGAUAUACGGACCGGUGCUUCAUCAAGUCAAGUCAUUGGACGAAUUGAACACUUCCAGCCAGCGGAUUUUGAAUCUCUAUCGUGGGACGCCACGAGCUGGUCCGGUGGGAUCCCCUGUCCACGUCGAUGUUCGGGACUUGGCUCUGGCUCAUGUGCUCGCCAUCGAAAGAGCUGAAGCUGCCAAUCAGAGGUUCUUUGUCGUUGCUCAAGCAGCCUCGGAGAAGCAGCUCCGGGAGAUCAUGGAAGAAGCCUUUCCAGAAAUCAAGGGGAAUCUUCGCGAUGAAGUGACCGACACGCUUCCACCCUGGGGGAUCGACAACAGCAAGUCCGUCAACGUACUGGGCAUCACAUACAGGCCGAUCAAAGAGACUAUCGUCGACGCUGUCAAUUCACUGAAGGUGCUUGGGGCCUAG